AUGCUUCCGUCCCGGCAGCCGCCGCGUCGCCGCCCUAUGGCCGCCGCCUCUCCCCACCGCACGCGCUUCGCCACGCGCCGCUACGCCCUCGCGCUCCUCGCGCUCCUCGUGCUGCUCUACACGUACCUCAACGUGCGCUUCUUCGCGUCGUCCUCCGCCGCCACGACCCACUCGCCCAUCGACGCAUACAAACAUCAAAUGAAACGCCGCCCAGCAGCCCCCAAAGACAGCGACAUCGACAGCGCCGCCCCACGUCCUAUACAGCACAUUGUGUUCACGUCGACGUGUCGCCCACGCGACGCCGUUCAGGCCAAAGUGCUGUCGUUCACACUGCGCCGCGCGGGCUACAGCGGGAACCUCACGCAGCUGCUGUACAACUGUUCGGCCGCCGACGCCGCGCAACUCGGGCGCCAACAGGACGCGCGACACGACGUGCAGACGCUCACGUUCCCCGACGGACCGUCAGCUGCGCCCACUUCAACUUCGCCGCUCUUUGGCGCGCAACUGCUCACAACGACUCUACACGUCGCAGUACUGGCCAAGUGGGUACAUUCCAUCACAGCAGACGGAGCCGACCGAGCAGCAGACAGAGCAGCAGCAGAUGAUGAUCUCGUGAUGGCUAUUGACAGUGACGCGAUCGUCACAAAGCUAUUGGACGUGCAGACGCUCUGGACAGACACGACGGCGUCACGGCCUAUGAUUGCGGGACAAGACGCGGCGUGGUACUGGCCGCAGACGCUGCCGCUGUCGCGCGAGGAUCUCGCGCGGGUGUUGCCGGCGGACUCUCCGGCGCUGCAGCUCAGUGACUGGCGCGCGUACGCUGCAAUUGCGCCGUUUGUCGCGUCUGUGCGCGUGUGGCGGCAGCUGCUGCCGACGGCAGUGGACGUGUGGGCCCAACUCGCGCACGAGCAGCGGCACUUGGCAGUGCCACUUGCGGCGGCGCACACGCAGACAGCGAUUAGCAUUGCGAGUGUGCUCAGUGUCCACCACUACCCCUCGCGGUACCAGAACUGGGACUUUGCCGACGACGUGAAGCACAACCCGUGCAGCGAGCGCGCCACUGGUCGCGAUCUGGCGCUGUCAUCGUACCCCAUCUCGAUCCGCGCGCUCAACUUGACGCUCCCGCAGUGGAUCGACGGCCGCGAGUGGAGUUUCUUUGCCGAUCGGGUGCCAGUGGACUUUUUUGCGUGCGACGCGUAUUUGCUGCGCCAGCCGCCGGCCCAUAUGUGGCACCUCGCGAGCCACACGAGUGGGUACGAGCACGUGCCGAACGUGCUUCGUCGGCGCCACAUGAUUAGUGUGUGUCUGGCAGUGGAGGCGUACAAUAGCGCGUCGGAGAGCUACCGCGCGCACGUGUGCCCUACUGGCUACAAUCACAACCGUCGCAUGCCAAUGGAGUUUCAAGAGGAAGCGUGGCGCACUGCUGUAGCGCUCGCGGAUGGCUCGCCCCUGGAAACGGACCCACCCGUCUACUUUGGCGACUAUAAGCAAAAGCAGAGCAGUGACGUGGUGAACGAGAGCAACGUGAAGCCAGGGCAAGAAGAGAGCGACGAGCUGCACUUUGUCUUUACGACGUCUUGCGAGCCGCACCAGCACUGGCAGAGCGAGGCGCUUGCGCAGAGUUUUGCACGAGUUGGUCAGCGCGGGGCGCUCACUCGCAUUGUGAGCGGUUGCUCGAUUGACGAGGAGGAGGAGCUGCUUCGUCGUUCGUAUCAGUCUUCGCCGCACCUGCGUAUCCACGUGACGCGCGACUUCCGCUCACUCCCUGCUCCGAUAGAAGCUUCCAACGAGACGGAGCAGCAAUCGUCGACGCCUGAUGAUUAUGUGCCGUACAACAAGCCGUUUGGACUUCGGGACUGGCUGGAGUCUGCCAAUCCGCCCGUGCGCGAGGACCUUGUUGUGGUGCUGGACCCGGACUUUUUGUUCAUCCGGCGAUUUGCCGUGAACACUGGUGGUCGAGUGACGUCCGCGAAAGGUGUCAACUCGGGAGACUACGCGCGCGACGCGGAGGUCAUUGAAGGCAUGCGACAGUACAAGCGCUUUUUUGUGUACAGUGGCUCGCGCGAAAAUGUGAGCGAUACUGUGACGGAUGGCGUCGCGGUGGCGCAGCGAUGGUCGCAGUAUCUGGGCACGACGGCCUUCAAGAAUAGCAGCUCCAUCUGCCCCGAAUGCGCAAAGGUGUCGGAGGCCAACGCCUCUGAGUUUUUCGCUGUCGGUCCUCCGUACGCUCUCACACGCAAGGACCUGACCCAGCUGAUUGACGACUACUGCAACAUGACGGUGCUCAUGCGUGAGCAAAGGAACCGCGAGUUCUGGAUGAGCGAGAUGCUGGGAUACUUGCUUGCAGCAGCAAAGCACGGAGUAAAGCAUACGACGUUUGACAAUUUGGCGCUUGGCAACAAAGGGGACGACUACACUGGUUUUGUCAGUAUGCUGAAGCGCAAUCCGUGCGCGGACCCUGCGACUCCCAUUAUUCCAGGAGAAGCGCCGCCUCUGCUGCAUAUGCGCCAGUCGUACGAAGCCAGCGACGACCGUGGCCUCAAAUGGCUAUUUGACAAGCAGCUUCUGCCCCACAACUUGUUUGCGUGCGACUCGUGGCUGCUGGCGUCACCGCCUGCGAGCGUCUGGUCGCUAGCCAAGCAAAGUGGCGACGACCAGCAGCAUUUACUGGAGGCUUAUGGUGUGUGCACGAGUAUCAAGGUCCUUAACCAGGCGCUGGUCGACCACAAGACCAAGAUGUGCCCGAACGGAUUCAACGAGAACCGACGUUUGCGACUCGUAAAGGGCGUUCGCCAGGAUUUGCUUACGGUGGGCAGCGUGCACACGCCAUGGCAGGAGGCCGCCGAGGAGAACGCACCUGAAGGAGUUUAA
Hyaloperonospora brassicae is the source of this 2871-nucleotide messenger RNA. The record is from the annotation of a GenBank genome assembly. NCBI's taxonomy places the organism in Eukaryota, Oomycota, Peronosporomycetes, Peronosporales, Peronosporaceae.